Mus pahari (shrew mouse) is the source of this 3121-nucleotide messenger RNA. It is a transcript of the gene C20H1orf198, whose product is annotated as chromosome 20 C1orf198 homolog. The transcript is spliced from 4 exons. NCBI's taxonomy places the organism in Eukaryota, Metazoa, Chordata, Mammalia, Rodentia, Muridae. Bases 34 to 1002 code for a protein of 322 amino acids. The record is from RefSeq and is a predicted model, not a curated record.
GGCGGCGCUCCUACCGGGACGCGCGGGCCGGGUAUGGCGUCGAUGGCGGCGGCGAUCGCGGCCUCGCGCUCGGCCGUCAUGAGCGGGAACCGGCCGCUGGACGACCGGGAGCGGAAGCGCUUCACCUACUUCUCUUCGCUGAGCCCCAUGGCCAGGAAGAUCAUGCAGGACAAGGAGAAGAUCCGGGAGAAGUACGGGCCCGAGUGGGCGCGGCUGCCGCCAGCGCAGCAGGACGAAAUCAUCGACCGCUGCCUGGUGGGGCCGCGCGCCCCGGCGGCCGCCGCCGACGCGGGGGACGUGCGGGACCCGGCGCGCUUCCCCGGCCUGCGGGGGCCCACGGGCCAGAAGCUGGUGCGCUUCGGCGAUGAGGACAUAACUUGGCAAGAUGAACACUCGGCCCCAUUCUCCUGGGAGACAAGGAGUCAGAUGGAAUUCAGCAUCUCCUCCCUAUCCAUCCAGGAGCCCAGCACAGCCACUGUGGCCAGUGACGCCAGGCCCCUGGCCAAGGCUCCUCAGAGCUCACAGGGUUCCAAACCUGCCCAGAGCAGCAGAUCCUCCAGCCUGGAUGCCCUGGGACCAUCUCGAAAAGAGGAGGAAGCGUCCUUCUGGAAGAUCAAUGCCGAGCGCUCUCGGGAGGGGCCCGAGGCUGAGUUCCAGUCCCUGACACCCAGCCAGAUCAAGUCCAUGGAGAAGGGGGAAAAGGUUCUGCCAGCUUGCUACCGCCAGGAGCCCACCACGAAAGACAGGGAGGCCAAGCCUGUGCCACAGGAUCAGCAAACCCUCCCCAGUGUGAGCGGAGAGAGAGAGGUGCCCCAGCCAGUGCAAGCCCCUGCCAGCUUGCUGACCAAGGCUAUCCCCACAGAGUCCCCAGAGAAGCCACCACCUCCUGCCGCCCAGCAGGACUUGGACGAUGAUGCUCUGUUCUCAGAGCCUGCACUUGCGCAGAUCAGCUCCAGUAAUGUCCUCUUGAAGACAGGCUUUGAUUUUCUGGACAACUGGUAAAUGGUGCUACCCAGAAACACAGCCAGGAGCCCUCCCGCGCGGCCCGCCAUGGUGUUCAGAGAAGGCAGCACUGCCUGCGUAUCUUCCCGCGUAUCUUUCCGCAUAUCUUCCCGUUUUCUCUACUCCUUUCUUAGUCUUUUUGGAAACUAGGAAAUGUUGCCAGGUUUUCCCUGGUUUUGGUAAAACCGAAUAGAUAAAUAUGCUAUUUUCAAUGAUUUGAUAACAAGUUUUACACUUGGGAUUUUUAAACACUAGGAACCCAGUAAGCCUUGUAAAUAAAACUUCUGUUCCCAGCUCCGUCCCACCUUCCCUCCAACAAGGUUCCCUGACCAAGUCACAGAAGGUCGCAAAAGCGACUCUUUCUCCUCACUUCCUGUUGAGGGCUCCCUGGGUGGAUAUGGACUGUUGGCUGUCACUGUGGAAGAACUCAUCCUUAAAAAAAAAAAUGUGCUUACCUGUGCUUCACGGAAACCAGGUUUAGCAUUACACAUCCCUCCCCUCCAAAUGCAUAGGAAGCAGACUACGGGCAGGUGGCAGGUGCCCUCUGAGCUGUCCUGGUGACUUACUCAGAGCUCUGAUCGCCGUUCAAAGCAGCUGCCUAUUACAUCCAAUUCCCAUUGUCGUAUAUAGAGCUGCGUCAGGUUCCUUGGCUCUGUAGGAGAUUCCUUUGGGAAGUUAUUAAGACCGUCCCGCUAGCAUCCCAGUCCUGACCACGGUAGGAGUCAGGGUGGUGACAGCUGUGCCGGACAUCAGGGCUCUUCUGAUUCGCUGAGGUAGAACCUCCCAGGCUUGAGCAUCCUUCACCCCAGUCGGGUCUGGCUGUAUUGUGCAGGACACGCCCCCAGACCUGACCUCAUUUCAAGUGCAAGGGGGCUUUCAUGGUGGUUCCGGAAGCCUCCCCUUGCAGCCCCGAGAGCUCACAGCAGCAAGGCUGGGUGAGGAGCAUGUGCCUCACCCAGAGUUUGAUGCCCUCACCACCCUGCCAUGGCCUCUGGAGCCCCAUGCACCUACAGGAUGCCCAGCAAAUCUGUGAGCUCAGGGUGGUGUGGUCUACGCUUUGCUAUCACUCCGUUCUCCUCACCCGAAGCCUUAAUCUCCAGGAGCCCUCCUCUGAGAGCCUGGUUUCAGUACUGCAAGCUGUAGCCUCCUUAAUGCCUGAAGUAGCUUCUGGAAUAUUCUAUGUAGCUCCAAGGAAAAGCACGUGGCAACCCCCCACCCUCACCCCGGCCAUUCUCCCCUCCUCUAAGAAGACAUGCCAAAGCUGUACUUAGCCAUUAUUGAUGUGAUACCUGCCAAUUAGCUUGUGUCCCGAACCUCCCUCGGCCCCAGCCUGUACUAAGGUUUGCCUUCCUCUAGCAACUUUUGAUGGAGUCAUCUUUCCGCAUUGUUUGUAGGGAGUUGAUACAGAGGAAGAAUUGAAGCCUGUGCAACAGUGUUUUCCCUCCCUGUGAGUCUAGCUCCAUAGCAUUGGAGUAGCAAGAGGGGACUCUCAGCUGUGUGUAGGCAGUCUCAAGGAGUCCUCUGAAGAGCAGGUGGGAAGUCGAAGAUGGGGAGUCUAGGAGGGAUCCUAUAGGACCCGCCUGACCUGGGGAUUGUCCUUGCGCCUGGGUGGAGUCCAUACCACGCUGGCUUCUUGGUCUCCCCCAGGGAACAUGUGUCAGUGACCAGGAAAUCAGAACUGUAUUUAUCAUUUUCCCUUCCUCCAUACAUCAUGAUGACGUACGUUCAUUAUUCUCUGAAGCACAUUCUUUGGCUGAAGCCACUGUAUGAUGCUGGGCUCUGCCACCUGCCCAGACUCAGCACCUGGGAGGCAGCUCCAGGGCUCUGCGUCCUGCUCUUUCUUGGUGGCUGUGUUCAACAGAAGCUCUCAGGAACCCAGGCUCUGCGUGCCUGGUUUGUCCGUCCCUGAAUCCCAGCCCUCUGGGUUGGAUCCGACCCUGUCAGGGGCAGUGGAGUCUGCCUCCUGGCCAGGUGCACGCCUCCUCGGGCCAGUGUGGGAGUGGCCUUCCAUUCUUCACUCCGCCCUCUCUUUGCUACAUACUUUCGAAAUGGUAAAUUCUUACUGACAACUUGUAAUUUGGUCCUAUUUUAUAUUCUAGCCUUUAAUAAAGCCAUUUUA